CUACACUACAAUGUGUAUACUUAGAGAUAUUUAUCUACAACAGUCAACGGCUGGACUUGUAUUAUUCGUGUAUAAACUGUUUUGAAUAUGAAUGAACAAAGUGCAUUUAUUAUUAAUGAAGAAAGUCACGAAAAAAUAGUGAAAGAAGAUGAAGAAGAAAAGCGUAAAGAGCAAGCAAGAAAAAAGACUAAUGCACGUCAAAGGGCAUAUUAUCAGCGUCAGAAAGAUUUGAAAAAAAAAGCAGGAAUAAUAAAAAAAACAGUACCAAAAUCAAAUGCUGAACGUCAAAGGAAAUUUCGUCAAAAAUUUCGUCAACAUAAUGCAGAAAAAUCUUACAUGGAUAUUGUUAGUGUCUCGUCAAAAAUGCCUGCACGGAGUACGUUACGCCGUCAGGCAAGAAAAAUAAUUUUUAAUGUGGCGAAUUAUAUGCAAAAGGAGAAAGACGAAGGGGUGCACAAUGUAGCACAGGUGCAGCGCCGCACUGCCGAGGCUACGGGGGUGUCUAUACGCACCGUCUCCAACAUUCUGAGGGAAGCCAAAAAAGGCGACCCCAAUUCUGACUUCCGCACUCCAGGGAAGAACAGGAACAAGCCAAGCCCUAUUACCGGCAUUGAUGACUUCGACAAAGGCGUCAUUAAACGUUGCAUAUACACUUUCCAUGUCAAGGAAAAAGCUAUGCCGUCUAUAUCCCGGUUACUCACGAAACUGCAAACCGAAAUAAACUUUAAAGGCUCUGCGAGUAGCCUCAGCCGAAUUAUUAAAGAAUUAGGUUUUAAAAAGCGAAAAACCGAAAACAAUAAAAUGGUGUUUGUAGAGAGAACUGAUAUUAGACUAAAGAGAAUCGAAUAUCUUAAGCAAAUAAAGAAAUACAGGGAUGAAGGAAAGAAAAUUGUGUAUACAGCUGAAACAUCGGUUUGUCUGUCACAUCCAAAAGGCGUGGAGAAAUCUGAUGAUGUAGAUAAAAGUUUGAAAGGACAAAAAAUUGUUGCUAUCCAUGCAGGUUCGGAAGAUGGCUUUGUGGCGAAUGGCCUGUUAAUGUUUGUUAAAGCAGGGACAAAGUCUGACAAAGAUAACAUGAACUUCACCAAGUAUGAAACUUGGCUACGAACACAACUUAUACCUAAUUUACCUCCCAAUUCAGUUGUUGUUAUAGACAACGCACCCUAUCAUAACAAGCUGAGAGAUCCAGCUCCAGCCUCCUAUUCUCGGAAAGAGGAUAUGGAAGCCUGGCUAACGGAAAAAGGCAUUCCAUAUGAGGAUAAUAUGCUGAAGCCUGAGCUUUACCAAUUGAUCUGCCAGAAUAAAAGCACCCGUAAGGAAUUCAUGAUAGACCAUAUACUAGCAGAACAUAAUCAUGUUGUUCUGCGUUCACCACCUCAUCACCCAGAUUUAAGCCCUAUAGAGAUGGCUUGGGCCGCUGUCAAAGGUUACGUUACCUCUCGGAAUGUCAACUUUGAUGCUGACCAGGCAAUGCAAUUGAUUGAGGAAAAAGUCAGUUCAAUGGGGCAAGAGGUCUGGAUGACCAUGUGCAAUCAAGUGAAGGAAAUUGAGGGUGAAUACUUAGCCAGUGACCAUGUAGUGGACAAUAUGACGGAAAGUCUGAUUAUUGAUACCGAUGACAGUUCUGAAUCAGAAUAUGAGUCUGAAGACGAUGAUGAAGUGAUUUCAGACUAUAAUGAAAUGGAAGAUCCACUUGGGUUGUGCGAGGUUAAAGUACCUGUAUCAAAAGAUAUUGAUAGUACUUCUAAAGUUAUUCAACCACCUGUAUUUCAAAUAAAUAAUAUUAAAAAGGAAAAGGUUGAUAUCCCACCCGCAUGCUCUAGUCGCUUGCGCAUGUUACUGGCUCCAGCUACUUGCACCGGGUAUAACCCUAAAGUAAAUUUUAUAUCUCAGGAAACAUCAAAUUUGUCCAGAAGUGCAGAAGAAACUACCUCAGAGAAUGUUUAUGAUGGUCUAUUAGAAGUUAAACAGGAAUUUGAUGUGGAAACAUCAAGCUUGUCCAGAAGUGUAGAUGGAACUGCCUCAGAAAAUAUUUAUGAUGAACUAUUAGAAGUUAAACAAGAAUUUAAUAUGGAUAUAAAAGAAGAGCCUUGUUUCGAGGUUCCGAUCACAAAUGAUUUCACUGCUGAAGCUUGGCCACGUUAUAAUAUUCACACACACGAAGUUCAGAAUGACCCACUAGCAGAUCAUCCCGUGCCAAGUUCCAGUGUGCCAGUUGUUCCCUCAUCUCAUCUGGUCCCCCAGCCUGAGGAUGGACAGCCACCAACAAAACGUUUGAAAAAAGGUCCAAAUUACGUGGUAAUUCUGAGAGGAUCAAGAGGUUUUCCGAUUGCCCCAGCAACGAAGUAAACACUGGUUCUAAAUGGACUAUAAACUGGUUAUAAUUGAUGGAAUACUAUAAUUUUCUUUGUGGUAAUGGACUGAAAAUAAUCACAAUAUUAUUAUCAAAUCGCGGUUCACGUGUGUUUGAGGCGAGGAAAAGAAAAAGAACUUUGUGUACAUUGUCACCCAUAGUCGACUUUGUGAAUUUUGAGCAAAUACUCUAGUGGGCAGAAUAUGGAUGUUUCUCACGACGGGAAUUGCUGUGACUCGGGGCGGGAAGGAGUGGUCUUGGUGUCUCUCGACAUCACCAACGCCUUCAACACUCUUCCCUGGAGUUACAUUAGGGAGGCACUCCGGUACCAUCUGUGACAGAUGUCUGUGAGCGGUGAUCCGGUGACUGAUCGUCCUUCCGUCUCCUAGGAGACAACGGGCCCGUGUUCUUCUACGUGCUCCUCAAGGAGAGUCAGUAAACCCCAGUGGGGCCCGCCAGUGCCAAGGCCUGCCGGGGCUGUGGGAUUGUUCGAAAGAGUUACCGCGGCCCUGGUACAUAACGGGCUUAAGAAGGAACAUGGUGGGUUUGAGUCAGGGAGGGUUUGACACUCCCUCACGCUGUACGCACAGCGGGAGGGGAAAUCAUUUGAUAUUUGACGAUUUUCCAUAAAAAUAUAGUACGAAACUAGGCGAGAAAAUACAAGAAAACAUUUUUAUUAAGGAAUGCUGAAUAUGUAAGUAAAAUCUCAAUGGUCAAAUUAGUGUUGUGCAAGCCAGUUUUUUAUGUUAGAUAGUAUAGUUAUCGGCACGGAUAAUGAGCUCUCGGCGGAAGAGUGAGGAUCGCUUUGCGCACUGUACACUUAUGGCAAUAAACCAAUUAAUCACAUCUGUGCAGGUGAAGGUCAGGGCUCAAUAUCCUUGCCGAUGAUUAUAGUAUUGUUUCUUUUUUAUGUAAAAUAGUUUUAAUGUAUUUUAGUUGAAAUUAUCCUUGUUUUAAUUUAAAAUUGUAAUAUUUAUAAUUAUAUUAUUAAGUAAGUUAAAAACAGUAUGUACAAUUUUCAUUUUGUAAAAUUUUAUAAUAUUUUUAAGUGCUUAUUUGUAUGUCACUGUGCAUUGCAGCUAGUUAUAAGCAAACCCCAAUGUUUAUAAUUGUAAAUGUAAUUACGGAAAACUAUUACAAACAUAUAUCACUAAUUUAAACAAAUUCAAAUAAAAUUAAAUGAGGAUGACAAAGAAAA
Molecule: messenger RNA, 3551 nt
Organism: Helicoverpa armigera (cotton bollworm)
Lineage: Eukaryota; Metazoa; Arthropoda; Insecta; Lepidoptera; Noctuidae
Exons: 8
Coding region: 88-2349 (753 amino acids)
Molecular function (GO): nucleic acid binding
Source: RefSeq, a predicted model, not a curated record